This is a messenger RNA of Porites lobata, 18512 nucleotides long. Lineage: Eukaryota; Metazoa; Cnidaria; Anthozoa; Scleractinia; Poritidae. The record is from the annotation of a GenBank genome assembly.
GUGUGAGACUCGAAGUUCGUUCCGGUUGAUAGCGAUGUAGACUGUUUCAGGUGGAUCUUACCAGCUGAAUUCGUUCUCAUACUUCGGCACAGAGGAACGAGUGACUGUAAUGACAGCUUCAUCAGCGAAGAAAAGGUUCCCGUGUGCGUGGUAGUUGUAAGUGAUGACGGAAACCUCCAUGACUCAAAAGAAACAAUACACACCCAUAAUGUCAAAGAGGAAUUGGGAGGUUUUUCCCGGUAGAAACAAGUUUUACUGCGAUGGAAGGAUUAUUAUGGCUAGGAAUAAUGGCGUGUUUUAUUUCACUGUGGUGCUUAUAGUUGUUACUAGCGGAUUAUUUUUUGCGUUUGAGUAAGUAUAUAAACUGAAUUAGUUGAUUCCCUUUUAUAUGUGUAGGAUCAUGAGGUCAUGUAAUCAACAGGCAUGCUGUCAGAAAUCUUCGGGCCCUCGACAGUCGGCCAGGUUUCGCCAAUUCUUUACCGUUUCCUUUAUUUUUUAAAAUUGACUUUUUCACUAUUUUUACAAGGUGUUUUUGUAGUCUUGUGGGUUAUUGUAUGAGAAUGUUUUGUUUUGCCAAUUAUAAAAAUGAUUUUAAUACAUGUACCGAGGCGUAAGUUAGAGUUAAAUUUUGUUGAGCUUGAUAUUGUCGAUCAGCAUGGCCUGCCAGCACUAAGCUGCUUUACUGAGCUAUGCUGUCUGGUUUUGCUGAAGAAUGAAAGAGUAUAAUAAGAUGCUAUUGCUGGGGAUAUUGCCAUUUGUGAUUUAAGAAGAGGCAUUACUUAGUUUGAUAAAAGUUAGGUAUAACUUGCAGUUGAUUUACACGUUAUGAAGUUAAUGAAGCAUAUCAAACAGGAACUUGAUUUGGUAUAUCUUCCUUUAUAAGCUAAUGGUUAGUGAAUCCAAUAUUGCCAACUUGCUUCCGGCUGCAAGUCAAGCAUUUUUUUUUACAAAAUACAAGCCUAGUAUGAUUAAAAUACCCCUGUAUCUCAGAAAAAUAGAUCCAUUUGAAGCUAAGAGUUUAGCAACUAAACAAUUUUUUUUAAUAGAUGUAAACUCGCUGUCCCACAUUCCUAUAACAACUUAAAGCCACUGACAUGGCCAAACAUGACCAUAUUGAUAACAGGCAAUCUGUGAAAUACAAAGUAAUUAAAACAGCCGCCUAUAGUGGCUUACACUGUCUUGGGCUUACAAAUGUUGCAAGCUACAUGUAUCCAAAUGUAAGCAGCUACACUGUAUUGUCAGCAAUUUUAGUGUUACAAGGCCUAAUCAACACAGUAUACACUAUAUGCUGGUUCAGGGUGCCUGCAAGUAAAUCAAUCAAGAACAAAACGUGAGAGAUUUAAGGGUUGUAGCUAAAAUAGCAAAGCUUUAAUAGCAUUAUCUACUUAUUAAGGAAAUUAUGAGCUUAUAUUGUUACACAAAAAUUUUAAAUCAAGCAGUAACUGAUGGUCACUAAAAAUAUUAUCGUAUCUGUGCCUUCUCCACAAGUAUUGUUCUUAUUAGAUGUUAUUUCUUAUACUAUAGAUCUAACAUCUUAUCUUUCUCUUCACUGUUAUGGUUAUGUUGUCUGGUGACAAACUUGUGAUCUGCAGCCUGUCUUGAGUUCAACUCUGACUCUGACCACUUAUAACAGUUUUUUUUUUCUGGACCAUCCCAAGCUCAUCUCCAAGGCCAAACUGUUUUUGUGAAAGUUAUAAGGAACUACAGCUGUAUUUUUCUUCCUCUUCAGUGAUAUUUUUAGUGGUUAUUUCACUUUGGGAAAUGGAUUUAAGUAUGCAUGUAUUACUGGAUCACCAGAAGUUAAAGGACAUAAUCUAGUAAAAUUAAUGAAAAGUGUGCUGCCUUUUUGUCCUGCGUUGACAGGUUGAUUUUUCUUACUGAUAAUGAUUAACUUGAGCCUAAAACUGAAGUUAUCAUGUGGCAGAAUUUUGUUUGCAUGCAACAGGCUUUGGUGUGAAACUUGGUUACAGAUCCAUCUUUGAGAGAAGAGCACAUCAGGUGGAGGGAUACUCUGACAGAUGCUAUUAGUAAUUGUCUCAAAGCUGGAAAUCAAUCAGACAAGAGUCUGGCUUAUUAUUUUAUAGAAUACACUCGAAGCACCAAUAGCUGAUUUGUUUUAAAGCAGAAUCCAUUAGGAAGUUGAGUAAUUUUAAUUUUCAGCUAACAAAAACCUCGUACCAGAAUAAUUUCAAACUUAUUGCAUCCUUUUUACAUUUUCCAAGGGCUAUAAAUGUAAUAAGUUAUAUGAAAUAACUCCAAAGAAAAGGUUUGUAUGGGAGCUCAAGAAAACAAACUUCAAAAUCUUCAAAUUUCACAAAAUGAAAUUUUACGCAAGACAAUUUUACCUGUGUUUUCUCAGUUCCUGUGAAAUUUUGAAAUUUAUUUUUUCGGAUUCCCAUAAGAAGUUGUCUUUGGUGUUAUCACAGAUAACUAAUAUUAUCAUUUUUUUGUCCUUGAAAAGUGUAAAAAAAAUGGGAUAAUAUGGCUCAAGAUAUUCUGUGACAAAGUUUUGUCCACUGAAAAUUGAAAUUACUUUUGUUUAUUAACAUUACAAAGGUACAAAGAAUAGGAAAAAGUAUUCUUUAAUUCAGAUUUAUUUCGAUGAUUUUAACAUUUUGAAACAAAUUUAUCCACACCAUGGUAUUAAUAUAUUUAAAGAAUUCUUGGGUUGCACGUGACGUCACCAAAAAUCAAACUAAGAAACUAUCGAUUCUUCUGAGUUCCUACUUUCACGAGGUAUUACAGUACCUAGACACCUUUACAUAAACAAAUUUUUGGUUCGAAAGGGUUCUUCGUUUUGUGAGAGAGGACGCUUGAAUUUCCAGGCUUUUGCAUGACGCGGCAUUUAGCUGGCGGGCGGGAAAGCUCUUAUGUGGGUUAAAAACAUUACAGAUUUUGGGAGAUUUUGCAAUCUAAACAUUCCUUGUCUCAGAGUAAAUAUUACUGUAAUCUUUAUGAGUUCCUCAAGCGAAGAAUUCACGCAUUAGUAGGAACACUCGAAAACAGAUGUUUCUGUUGGUAUCCGGCGGCCAUAUUGAUGUUCCUGAAAGGGACACCAACAUGGCAUUUCCAUAAAAAGCUUUAUAAAUUUAGGUAAACCGUUUUUCUCAGUAUCUCGCAUUUGAAAUAUUUCACAGACCUGAUUCUUGGCAAGGGUUUUUGUAUAUUUAUCUUUUUUCAUUUCCCAGAUUCUAGUCCUUCUGUAUUGAAUGGUUUGCAUUUUUAUUUUUCAUUGCGUGACAGUGCAAGCUAAGAAUAGAACUAAGUACACAUUAAAGCAUGGAUACCUGCAAGUAAGCAGAGAGCAGGGCUGUUCAUUAGUUUGUUACACAUUCUAUGUACAUGUGAAGGUUGCUGUUUGGUUUUCAUUUGCACAGAAGUUCCACCUUUCUGUUAAAAUGCUCUACUUGGUAUCAAAUAAGAUGAUUUUUUUCUUUUUUUAUAAUUUCAAGCAACCGCCUAAUUAAUAGGUUUCCUACACUUGCACGUGUGUUUUGUAGAUUCUCAACAAUUGUCUAAGAUUCCUGAACAUGAAGUUUACGCAAAUUGUGAAACAUGUUGAAGAUCAGAGAAUUUUUUUCAGUCAUUUUUCUGAACUUUCCAAAAUUGCAAUAUUUUUUAUAAUUUACCAAGAAUUUUAAUUGAGAAAAUCUCUGCAUAUUUAAAAAUUGUAAAAAUAUUUUUUUAGAGGGGAAAAAGUGAGUUUUACUGGUACUAAAGCCCAAACAUGCAGUUUAGGUCCAGACCACAAAGUACGCAAAGAGAUAGUUGAAUUGAAUUAAUGCAUGCUGUUUGUUUUUCCCUGUUGAGAAAUUUGAAUACCACAGCUUUUGAAGUGUAUGUUAAAGUUGUUAAUCUUUAAUAACUGGCAUUGACAUUGAUAUUAAAAUUUCAAUACAAAGCUGGAAAAACAUGCAGAAAGCUUUAUGAUCAAGAUGUUCUAAAUAUUUUGAAAAAAAUGAAAGAGCAUUCAUUUUGAUUUUUUUUAAAAAUUAUUUACAAAUGCGAUUGGUCACUCAUAAAACACAUAUUGUACGCAUGUGAUUUCAGUUGAGACACUGAGAAUGUAAAUUGAAAGUGUAAACUUUCAUCCGGACUGAGAACUUACCCUUACUCUCCUUAGCUUCCUUGCAUACUAGCUUCAUAUUCUUAAUGAAAUUGUUUUUCUUGCAGUUGUCCAUAUUUGUAUGAAGAGGUUUCCCCAGCAGUUCCAUUUAUAGCAGCUUGGUUAUUUAUUUUUGUUAUGUCAACAUUACUUCGCACUGCAUUUAGUGACCCUGGUAUAGUACCACGAGCGUCAGCCGAAGAAGCAGCUUACAUAGAAAAAACUUUAGGUAAGAAACCUAACAUUCUUUUCCUUCCCAAGUGUUUCCAAUUGUGUGCAUUUUAAAUUUUUCUUGGUUAAGAAUUUUCAAGCGAGUUUAGGUUAGUUACUUGUUUCCAAUCAGUUUCUUUACCAUAGUGAUGUACUGUAUAUUUUUGUCGUACACUCUUUUUUUUACAAGAACGUUCAUUUUCGAGUUGAGCCUGGGCAGUUCUUAUUUUCCGGGCAGUUUUACCCUGGAAAUGUUCAUACGGAUGCUCUUGUUGAUUUCAGUGAUGGAAAUCUGAUAUGUCAAUCAUCUUAGUGGACCUCUUUGGAGACACAUGUUUAUUUGUGAUUGGUACAUUUCGAUCCACUUUGUUUUUGUUUCUGUGAUUGCCCUGUUUCGGGCAAUAAUCGACUAGUUUUCUUCGAAGAUUUUCUGAACUUUCUUAUUCUUGUCUCUUGCAUUGGAAGAAUAAAACAAUGUCUGCCUUCCGCCCUCAACAAAAAUUCCAUUCAUCAUCGCGAUUUCCUUCGCUAUUCAGGGUUGUCAUUAAGAGCCGGGGGCCGGGGAUUUUCCCCGGCUACUAAGAGAGUGGCCCCCGGCUACUUUUAUUGGAAAAUAGAAGAAAAAUAGAACCGAAAGAAAUCCCUAGCCGUUUGAUUCCCCGCCUACUUGUUGUAUUUACCCGGCAACUUGAAAUCUUAGUGACAACCCUGCUAUUCUUGAGCAGUGUAGAGUUAUUCUCAGUUUUGUUUUUGCCGGCCAAGCUGAGCAAGUGCAUUGCGUUGUGAUUUGCAUCAACUCCACCCCACUCAAAUGAUUGACGGAACAGAAAAACCCAUUCAAAGUUUGCAAACACACAGUGCGAUACAACAAAUUUGGCUAUAAGCUACAUAUAGGCAAGAUAAGACAAUGAUUACAGUUUUCAUGUGAAUGAAUUGUACAAGUACAAUGUAAAUGUAUUAUUGGCCAUUCACAAUACAGUCAAACCUGUAUUGUUACUUUUAUUUCAGUCCGUGACUGAUAAAACGCUGCCAAUUUGCUAUGCAGUAAUACUGUUGUUAUUUUUAAUACUAAUUUCUCUUUUUGACAGACAGUUGUGACUAAAGAAAACUUAUACAUGAAAAAAAAUUCAGAACUGACAACAAUGCGUUUGUCGAACGAGAAUGAAAAUUAAGCUUUAAUGAAUUUGUUAAAUUGGCAAUGACUUACAUGUAACUGGGAUAUGACUGAAAAACUUUCUUACACUGUUUUUGUUUUGAUUGGCCUUAAAACUGAACGCUCAACAUGAUUGUCCAUAGCACAAAAAGCAUGUGUUUCAUUCGUAGCAUAUUUGCAUGCGUCAGCAGCAUUUAUCACUAAACAGGAGAAUCUGGGAUGGCAUAAAACAUCGAAAUGAAAAUUAUGAACAUUAGAGUUGGUGGAAUCCAUUGGGAGAAAAGACAAAUGAAACAUACACAGAUGAAAGAAAAACAAUGUAACUUAUUAUUUAGAGCCUGGUUGUGCUAUUUCUCCAUUGCUUUUGCUUUCAUUGCUUGAAGCUACUGUUUAACGUCUUACUAGUUCGAGUACGUAAGUAUGGUCGGAAGCAAGUCGUCGCACUAGACUGUGCUUUGGGUUUUAUAGCACACAGGUGCGAUUACACAUGAAUUUUUAGGCGCACUUCCAAAAAUCUAGUCGCAUGUGUGACCAGUUAGUCGUUAACUUUGAGCCCUGCUUUUAAAAAAAGAGAGUACUCAAGUUGUAAUAAUAACUCAGAGAUUAACAUUCUUGCAAACGACAACCUCAGAAAUUUGAAGAAGUGGUGGUACCUAAAGCUGGUCACUACAUGCUACAGUUGACUGUAGUCAGCUUUCUGUGGAAGAGUUUGAGUCACACUUCAGACUGGUUAGCCUGUGAAUACGUUAUCAUUAUGACCUUUCUGUUGUUGUGGCACUGAUGUCUCUCCUGCAAAACAUCCCUAGCAUCAAGGGGCAAGGAGAGAUGGCUGUAUUUGCAGGCUAGAAAUAAUGAACUGGUAGGACAUUGCUGAAGGUUUGGUCAAGUUGUUAACCCAAAAGAGCAGUCCAAAUAAGGCUGUAAUAAGCAUGCAAGUUACUGACUAGUGUAUACUGAGCUACGAACUUUUUUUUACCUUCCUUUUGUGGUUUAAACCUCCUCCUCGAGUUAAAAUGGAGAUCACAAUAAAUGGACAACUUUAAGGUUUGCAAGAAUUUAAAGUAAUAGACAGUGAUUCAGUUUACUGGUUUUAAAGUUACUGUUUGAAAUUUUGAUAAAACAGACUAAUGAAUGGUAUCAGCAUUUUCUAGUAUUUGUACUUAGUUUUUACCUCACAGUUUCUUGCAGAAAAAAGUUAACGUAAAUAGUCUUAACAAUUUAAAGACUACAUUAUUGUACCAAAUGUUUGUUACAGUUAAUAAUGGCAAGGAGGUAUGAAUGAGGGUCAUUUAUAGGUUUCAAUUUUAACCAGAAAAGUUUUAGCAGCAUAGCCGAUAAUCACCCCCAGCCUCCUGCCUUCAAAAAGGUCUUUUUCAUUAACUUUUACUUCUAACAAUUCCUAAUUCUCCUCUAACAAAAAGUCACAAUACAGUUUGUAACCCCCAAAAAAAAAGAAAUUCCUUGCCAUGCAGGAGUAGGGGCAAUAAAGGUCUUUGUGGCUUUCCUUUAAUAUUGUAUUUGGGUACCCCUCCCUUGGUAAUAACAUAAGUAGUAUUUUAGUUUAAUACAUGGUGUAUGGUGUCAUGAAAAAAUAUUAAUACAGUCCUAAGACAGGGUGUUUAUCUGUUGGUUACUUCAAUUGCAUGCAAUAAAGAAUGUUUGUUGGACUGUCUCUGUCUAAAUCAAGUAAUUUGACCCUACAAACUUAGCCAUUCUCACUUCAAACCCUGUACUGUCCACAUGGAACCAUUCCCCUGAACCACUUACAGAUGUCCUCAAUUUUAAAACAACUUGAAUUCUGCCUUGUGUAUACCAGAACUUAAAGCACAACCAUUUGGCAUCAGACACCAAACCCACUAGCAUAGUGUUUAACUUGUAAAUGACAAUCUAGACAAAUUUACCUAUUUUGGCCAGAUAGUAAACUGAAAAACAGUUUAAAAAUAGCUUUCUAAGUUUGGUAUGUACAGAAGGCAAAAUAUUGUUAUGCUUCUCUAUUUGUUGCUUCUCUUGCCUUUUCUGUCUAUUUUGAGGGCUGUGCUUUUACUAGGCUUCACUCCUCUUGGAAACGUUUUACAGAAAGUAACCUGACAAUAUUUAUCAAGAAGUAUGGGUGGUUAGUGGGACAAGAUAAUUCAUUCCAAUUUUUGUUUCAUACCAUGUAUGUAACUAUUUAUGGGCUAUUCGACCAUAUUGCACACAAUGAGGCAUUAUGUCUUCCUCUCAAACACAAUUUUGUAAGCAUACAUUGGUGCAAGGAACAUGGUUUACUUUUUUGAAGAAAAUUUAUUGCAUACAACACAUAUGCAGUGCCUUAUUUUGUAACUUUUCCUGUAUACUCAGAAUAGCACAGUUAAUACAAUGGACAGAGAUCAGACCAUGCAACAAGUACUAACAAUAAUAUGUUAAAAACAAUGGAAAAGUAAAAAAAAACAAAAACAAAAAAGCAGACCAUUUCAGUGUUUUGGCAGCAAGGGGGCUAGGAAAUAUUAGAUAGGGUAGCGGUAAUAGGGGUGAUCGGAAGAAUAAUGUUAUUCAUAACCACAUCUUUAGUAGAGCGCCCCUCAAUUAACUCAAAUUCCCUAUUAACAUAAACAAAUUUUAAUUUGGCCUUGUGUUCAGGAAAUUUCGAUUAUUACUGCUACCUUCAGACUUCAAUAACUUCAAACUACUGUUGUCUUUUCCAUUGGAGAAUGAAUUUUGCUGUAGCAAUAUUAAACCGUUCCUGCAGAAUUAUUGUAUUUGGUAUUACCAGCAGGGUGUCACUCUAACAUGUGAUGUUUUUAAAAUCUACAGAAACUCCAAGUCAGGAUCCCCAGACAUACCGUCCUCCUCCUCGAGUUAAGGAGAUCACAAUAAAUGGACAAACAGUCAAACUUAAGUUUUGCUUUACGUGCAAAAUAUUUCGACCACCAAGGGCUUCACACUGUAGCAUGUGUGACAACUGUGUUGGUAAGCUGAUUACUUACUCUUUUUUUAAUAACAAAAUUUUAUUAAAUCAUACUCUACAGCAUUACAAUACUAAUGUUACAUAACAUUGCAUAACAUUGUGUUACAACAUACUACUACAUUACAUUACACGAAAGAAACUUUAAUACACUUUUAUCCUUACAGUGUAAUUUAAGCCUUUUUCAUAAAAGGCAGUUAUAGUGGGAAGAGUCUGUUUUCUCCUACAUGUACAACCCAAUAAGUAUAAUUUAGCUGUCAGUAUCACGUGAUUAACCCUUUAAGUCCCAAUAUCCAGAUUCAAAUUCUCCAAACUGAUUUUCAUACAUUCCUUAAAGAACUAGUUGCGAGAAUUUGACAGAAGAUCAUAAAAUUCUCCUAUUCAAAUAAGGUCAAUUUAUAAACAAUAAUUAUUAUUCCAAUAAUAAUGUCUUAUUAUAGUUGGUUACUUAUUCUGUUUCAUGAGUACUUAAACUGUGUAGAGGUUUUUCAAAACAUCAUCAAACUCUAUGUAAUAGAGGAUUACAAGCUACCUGUAAUGCGGUAUUGAAAUAGUAGUGAACCCAAUAUUGCCAAAUAAGCCUCUUGCUUUUUAUUUUUGUUAGCUAUUACACACCCUGCAUUAAUUUCUGCUUACAAGUUUUCAGCUUGGGAGCAUCUUUCAUUUUCUUUUUUCAAACAGUGCUUUAUAUUAGUUUCAUUGGGUAUACAUAUAAUAGCUGAGAAGUCUGUCACAUAAAGUUUGUAAGGUUUACAUGUAUUAUUAUGUUGUAGUUAAUUUUUUUAUCUCAGGUUCAUUUUUAUUCUUUCUUUGGUUCAACUUCAUUAGCAUACAUUAACAUACCCCAAAACAAAAGAAAAACAAAAAUUACCCGAGAUAAAAGUUAACUACAGCAUCCUAAGCACAGCCAACUUAUAUCAUACCAAUUUAUCCUUUCUUUUCAGAACGGUUUGACCAUCAUUGCCCUUGGGUGAGUUUUUAGAUUUAAAGGAAAUCAAAUAUUUUUUCUUUGAUGUUAAACUCUCCUGUGUAAUCUUCUUUAUGUAUGUUUUUUUUUCUAGGUUGGUAACUGCGUAGGAAAGAGAAACUAUAAGUUUUUCUUUAUGUUUCUUGUUUCGCUGUCAAUUUACUGCUGUUACCUCUUUGCUUUUGUUGUUACUCAUCUUGUAAUGUGUAAGUCUUUAUUUUGUUUACAUUACUAUGUUUACUUUGUAAACCAACCAAGAGAACAGCAGUUCACAGGUUUUACUUGCCAGGCUAAGUUGAAAUGACCAAGAGCUAUGUGAAUAAUGUUGCCACAUUUCGAAUUCCAGGUCACAUGAGUUUCCUACCACAAGCCAUCCUCAGAGUUUAUGCUUUAGAAAGAUGUCUAUAUAAAAGAGAUCUAAAAGAACUUGAAGCCUUCUAAGAUAUUCCUAUGCCAUGAACCAGUUGUUUGUUCGCUAAAGUUGUCAACGUAAUAUCUUGCACACUAAAAAUAAUAUUAAUGAAUUCUUGUACCAUUGAUAUUAAUAAUUCAUGACAAUAACAUAACUGUAAUUUCCUGGUUUGAAGUAUUUGUCACAAUGUUUUGAAAGGUGAACAUCAUUUUAGCACAAUUUAGAAUCUGAUUUAUUAAAAUGGUUUAUGUAAUUACUUGUAAUCUUGAAACAGAAUUGCCCUCAGUAAUUUGCAUUAUAUUUUCCUUUGAUUUACAUGUAUUUGGCAAAAAUGACUUUAAGUAACAGGAAGUCUUAGAAAUAUCAAUUUGUUCACAUGCAAUCUGUAUGGAUGCUCAUUUUUUUUUUUACCUAUUACUGAAGUGAAAAGUAAAUGGUCUCUGUAAAAAUACAUGUAUUUUCCCCAACUUGUCACAAUUUUCAUUUUUUGCUUUGUUCAAGUAACAGGUUAUUUCUGCAGUAUAAAUCUCAUCUGUGUCUGAAGAUAAUCAGUUUUUCUGUUUUUGUUUUGCAGUAUCUAAAGGAGAAAAUAACACAUUUAUUUCUGCUAUGAAGCAAUCUCCAGCUAGAUAUCCUUUAGUUUGCACUAAUAAUUGUGUGCUAAGUUGCAUUCUCCUUGGGUAGGUGUAGAAACUCAUUCUCAGUGUGAAUUUUUGUUAUCCAUAUCUAGCUUUUAAUGGUAACAGAAACAAAUUAAAUUGUUGUAAAGGCAUCUGUUGACAGAAAAAACUAACCAACUCAGUUACUUAUAUACCAGUAAAGCAGUUGCAGUUCAUUAAGCAAAUGAAAAAUUACUCACGAUAACAGUGGUAGCACUUCUACAAAGUAGGUCUUGGUCUGCAUUCAUGAUUGUUAGUUUUUUAGGAGGUGGAAAAUGAAGAAAGUCAUCUUGUAUCAAGGACUAGUACGCUAUAAUUAUGUUAUCACUUACAUGUAAGAGGUCUGCAGCUACACCUUCUUGGUUGGAGGCAAAUGCUCUUACCCUUCUUCUCCAUUAAUCUUAUGAUCGGUGUAUGUGAACCAUAAAGCUAAUGGAAGGAAGAUUUAUGGAUAUUUUUUUACAAGUUAGAGCUCGGGAAUUGAAAAGGAGCAGUGUAAAAUGCAGACUGCGCACUGACUGCAGACUAUUUUUUUUACGGUUAGAAAACAAUGGGACUAUUGUUGUUACGUACUCAUUUGCAUGGUAAAACAAUAGGCUGCAGUCUGCAUUUUACACUGACUGGAAUUGAAAAGCAAUCAUCAUCAUUUUUGAUGCCAUAACCUGAGACACUCUGAACUUCGUUUACAAUGUCACACUCCAAAGCCAAACAAUCAAUUUGAGUUUCCUUGACUGAUGCUACUAUCCUGGAGGCCAUCAUCUGUUUUUUCUCAGUUUGGUCAAUAGUUGGUUUAACUGGAUUUCAUGGAUAUUUAGUUUCUUCUAAUCAAACCACAAAUGAAGAUGUGAGUAUAACCAAAACUUAUUAUUAUUUGUUUGUAUAUUUAAGAGUAGAAACGCCAACUGAACCAGUUAAGGUGAGGACAAACAAAACACCUACAAAAAAAAAUACAAACCAAGAAAGCAUAUUGAAUAUUUAUACCUGAUUGAAAAAACGUCGUUUAAGAAGUAUAAACCAUGGACAAUGAGGCCUCAAUGAUUUACAAGUAUACAUUUAUUAGCAAGGCAAAUUCAAAGUUCUUUCAUCAAAAGUUUACACUGACAUGAGAUGCUGAUGCUGAUGCAAAUCCCUAUAGUACUCUGUUUGAGGCAUACCGUUGUCUUUUUAUGCGGUCUUCCAAGAAAGCUUUUUUAAAAGUCCUAUCUUAUGAUUUUCAAGUGUGCGUUAGCAAUGUGGCUAGGCUCUUUAACCGUAGAGAUCUCUGAUGUGCCCUGCACAGGUGAAGUUGUGAGCUUACCGCCAAGAAAACUGGAAACCAUUUGAACUUUUUUGGAAUACAUCGUCGUGAAAAGCUUUGAUAAUUAUACUUUUCUGGAAAGAACUUUAAAUUUGCAGUGCUAAAAAAAAUUCUACUCAUAAAUUUAUUAGGUGCCACAGUUCAUGGUUUAUACCUUUCAAUUGACAGCAUUUUUUCAAUCAGGUGUAUAUGAAAAUUAUGUAUAGGCACUGUGUGGUGACGAAUUAAACAAAAAAGGAUCAUUGCAGUUAUAGACGCAACUUUUGCAGUGGUGAAAAGGAAGCCUGAAAAAAUUCAGGCUUGUCAACAUUCAAACCCUCAACCUCUUUGAUAACAGUGCAGCACUAGAGCUAGACAUUUGAGUUUCUUCAUUAUAAAUGCGUGCAUGGCAAAGAAACGAAUUGAAUAUAUGAAAAUCAUAUAAAGGAAGUGAGGAAAGUUACAGGAAGGUGGCAGGCAUUUCUAUGUGGAAUUUAAGUCAGUGUUAAGUCAGAGUGGUAGUGGUGCAAUGGGUCUAAACCGUGGUUGCUCCAGGGAAUCUCCCAGAUAAAAGAUAAAAUUAAUCACAUUUUUUUCUUUGACAAUACACUCGUUAUAGCAUGAUGAUUUGUCAGUUACACAAUGCUUUUUUAAUGGUAAAUCUCAAUGGGACUUCUUUUGGUCAUUACUUCUCAUCCAUUGAGCCAAGUAAUUAAUUUGAAACUAGGUUAUUAGCUUACCAGAUGCCUUCUGGGCUGUCUCACAUGCAAGUGAUGUAGCACAUUUGGGUUAAACAUCACGUACCUAAGACCCUAUAUCAACUUAAAGCUCAUUGAACUGGCUAUCGUAAGAAACCAACAUUCUGUGUAAUAAACUGCACCAUCGAUUUUUUUAUGAGGUUUUUAAUACGAGCAUCCAAAUCUGUUUUCAAAACCUAAACUCAAAAUGAUUAUUUUGUUGUUUUUUUUGUUUGUUUGUUUGUUUGUUUUCUUUCACUAAUUUGAUUCACUUAGGGACUUGUCAGAAAUUAGCAGGGGGGAGGGGGGGUGGAAACAGAGGGGGGGGUCACAACCUUUUGCGACUGCAGAAAAGGGAGGGGUCAUGAAAAAUGGGCCAUUAAAAGGGGGAGGGUCAUGUAAAUGUGUGUCCGGGAUCAUGUAGAGGUUCACCCACGGAACAAAAAAGUACUUCUUUAUUUUGUAAAAAAAACCUGGGAGAAAUAGGAGAGUCGAGUGAUCAGCUGUCAGAAUUAGAGUCGGACUCUUAAUGCUGUCAUCUAACAGAUUAGAAUAUAUUUUGAGAUUUCAUAAUACUGUCUCACCCUAGUGUAUCGCAAGAACUAGAUUUUAUCAUUUAUAGAAGAGGAGGAGGGUCAUGAUAUUUUAGGCCAAUGUCAAGGGGAGGGUUAGCAAAUUUCACUCCCACUGCAGGGAUGGGUCACCUCAUUUCCAAAUCCAAAUUUAAAAUUCCCACCCCCCCUCCCCCCCCUGUUAAUUUCUGACAAGGUGUUAGAAGGUGUUAGGUGUUAGGUGUUUUCAUCCAGGUGACUGAAGCCUCAGGCAGAAUCAAUCAUCGCAGAAGAGCACGCAGGUUUCCGAUCAGGUCGCAGUACGACAGAACAGAUCUUCAAUCUCAGGAUACUGUGCGAGAGGUACCUCCAACACCAACAAGACCUCUACCACGUCUUUAUUGAUUUUAAAAAGGCGUUUGACAGAGUAUGGCAUAAAGCCCUUUGGUCUACUAUGAGGCUUUAUAACAUCAAUGUCAACCUGAUCCAAGUCAUUGAAAACCUCUACAACAAGGCCACUAGUGCAGACUACCUUAAUGGUGACGUAGGAGAGUGGUUCAGAACCGCAGUCGGAGUCAGACAAGGGCGUCUACUCUCACCAACUCUUUUCAACAUCUUUCUGGAGAGAAUUAUGACUGACGCACCAGAAGAUCACCAAGAAACAGUCAGCAUCGGAGGCAGAACAAUUACCAAGUUACGUUUUGCUGAUGACGUUGACGGCCUGGCGGGAAAAGAGGAGGAACUAGCCUCCCUUGUGGAUCGCGUGGAUAAGACCUCUGCAGCCUUUGGCAUGGAAAUCAGUGCAGAGAAGACCAAACUGAUGACCAAUAACGCGAAUGGUGUCAGCAUUGACAUCAGAAUCAACGGUGAAAAAUUGGACGAGGUUGAUAGCUUCAAGUAUCUGGGCGCAGUCGUCACAGAUCAGGGUUCCAAGCCUGAAGUACUGUCUAGAAUUGCACAGACAACAGCAGCACUAGCGAGACUGAAGACCAUCUGGAGUGAUAAGCAGAUCUCUGUAAGCUCAAAGACCAGACAAAUGCGCUCCCUAGUUAUCUCAGUACUAUGGUACGCCUACGAAACCUGGACAUUGACAGCGGACAUCCCGAAGAAAUUGCAGGCCACUGAGAUGAGAUCUUUAGGAAACUGCUCGGCAUCUCAUACAGAGAUCACAUCACUAACGAUGCAGUCAGAGACAGAAUCAGGCAAGCCAUUGAGCCCCAUGAUGAUAUGUUAAGCCCAGUAAAGAAACGCAGGGUAAAGUGGUUUGGGCAUGUAUCAAGAUCAUCAGGGCUUGCCAAGACGAUUUUGCAAGGAAAAGUGCAAGGAGGGAGAAGAAGGGACCGACAAAAGAAGCGUUGGGAGAACAAUAUCGCUGAAUGGAGAGGGUUGAAGUUUUGCGACUCCGUAAGAGAAGCUGAAAAUAAAAUGGAGGGAGAGGGUUGCAACGUCCGUGGCGGUCCAACGGUCAUUGACUACGAGAUAGGUGCUUGUGCAGGCAGGUGCAGGUGCAGUCAUCAAGUCAAAACGCUAAAAAUACAUUUUGGGGUUUUGCCAUUUUCUAUUGCCAUGAAAAAUGUGAGAACAAUAAUGGAAACAGGGCUAAAACAGUUGGAUAACGAUACGAAAUGUCUCUCAACCAAAACGUUUUAAGGAAAAAAGAAUUCUCAAACAUGUUUUUGCUUUUUACACAUUAAAAUAACAUUCCUCAAAAUUAUAGGUCAGUCAAACAAAUUCCUUUUGAGUUUUAGCAUAAGAAAGCUGAUUCAGACGCACUGAUUAAAAAAAAUCAUUAAAAACUGAUAGUGCAAAUUUUCAAAAACUUGUUGCUUUAUUAAGAUAGCCACUCCAAUAAGCUUUAAUUUAACAUAGGGUUUUGGGUAUCUCCCGUUUAACUGGGUUUUGUUAUAUCACUUGCAGAGAAGACACCCUUGAAGGUAUCCUGUAACAGCCUAAAUUCUUUUUCCCGCUAUAUUAUAAUUGUCGUAAUCUUUCAUCUUCUUUUUUCUACUUUUUUUAUUUGACAUCACUUUUGUGUUUUACAUUGUAAAUAACCCAACUCAGCAGCUAUCAACACAUGAAUUGAGUGUAUGUAUUAUGUACUCACACGCUCUUAGAACCCGUUUUUCAAGAUCUUGUUUUGAUGAACUAAAAUUAACGUAUCUAUUUGUUUCACAGAUAAAAGGGUCAUUUUCCUCACGGAGUGGACAAGGAAAUUUUAAUCCAUACAGUGAAGGCUCAAUGUUGCAAAAUUGUGCUGCAGUGCUCUGUGGUCCUCUUCAUCCUAGGUAUAUUCAUAAAAAAAAUGUAAAAAAUUAAUUGUGGUGAUCAAAAGGAGUUUUGUUGACAGUGACUAGCAUGACCUUCCUGAUUCAAAUUAUUUACUUUGCUUUUUUGUUGUUGAAUGUUACAGUUUAAUUAACAGAAGAGGACUUAUCAUACCUGAACCUCCUGAAUCAGACAAGUAUGGAGCAGUUAGAACAACUACAGCACCUAUGGUAAUUAGGGACUUGUUGCUAAGUUCUUGGUAGAGUUAUAAAUCUUGAAACUAUUAACUGCUUUAGGGUUAGCUUACUUGCUCAAAAUCGUACAAUACAUGAGAAUAAAGAUGCUGCCUUCAGUGACCUGUAUUGGGAUAAUGACCACAUAUGAAUAAGGAUCUUAUCUCACUCUUAAGCAGGGAACAGUACUCCCCCAAGUAAAUACCUCACUAACUGAAGCUUAUGUCUUUUUCUUGCCAAGAGCAGGACUGUCAUUAAGGUUUUAAGAAGCUGGUCUCCCGGGAAAAGUAGAGAGUCAUUUAUCCCACAAAUCCUCCUAAAUUUGUUUUGUUUGAUUCAUUUUGAAAUUUAGAUUAGCCAGCUGAUUUUACUGUAGUAGCCUGCUCAAAUAGCCAGUGGCUGGCUACUCAUGACAGCCCUGCAAGAGUGACUCUUUUUUCUGAUUUCUUCUUCUUUUUUGGAUCUUUAGUCUCCAACACAGCUAGGCUCAAAGAAUGGUGUCACUUACGAUUCUAGUAGAACAGACGAAAAACAAAAAUUGGAGUCAAGUGUCCAACAGCAAGAUAGUCUUCAAGCUGAUAGUGAAAGAGGACUGGUUAAACUAAGCAGUGUGUAGCAUCUCUGUUGUAAUGCAUGCCCCCCAGCCCCCCCGGCCCAUAGGUACACAACUGAACAGGAACAUUUCAAAUCUAGAACCUGUUUCUCAUGUGUCGUAGUAAUUACCGGGUCCAGAAAGCCGUUUUAUGUUUGCAAUGUUUAUGUGCAAGAUUUAGGUUUUUAUAAUUUGGAAAGUGAAGUAGUUUAUGAGAUAGGACCCGCAGUCCAGGUCUUAAGAUUUUGAUUUUAAAACAUGGCUUUGGGCCAGCAAAGUUACUGGGACUCCUAAGAAACAGGCAGCCAGUAAUCACUAAGGGAUGAUCGAGACGAUCGAGACUGAAAGUUUGCCUGGUUGGAAGAAGUGAUGAAAAUGUAGUGUAGUCUUUUCAACCCCUGGGCUGAGUGAUCUGAAUCAAAAAGUUACAACAUGCUCAUGAAAUACUGAAAAGAUUAACAACAAUGAUUAUUACACGUAGGGAUAAGGGCACAAACUCAGAGGCUGGAACUACUGUGUGUAACAUAAUACAAUCUGCAGCUCUACAGGAAAGUACUGUUAUAGGGCUUUCUUACACUAUCUUAUAGAGUAAUGGGUAACUUAAUGCAAAUUAUAACAGUAUAAAAUAACUAUAGCAGCUACCCAAUUGUAGGUUUUAUAGGAACAUUUCUUGUUUUGCACUGCAUAUCUGGAGGCUAUGAUUUGUUUUGUUUUUUUAGAACUGACAGGUUAUAUUUCAAAUUGUCAAAUCUUUAUGUGAAAUAUGCAAAGUAACUCCGUACAAAGAAAACAAAUUUUCACAUCAGUUUUUGGGGAAUGAUCGUACACCAAUGAAAACCUCUCUAAAGUGGCUCAAAAUGGUUUCCAGCUUUCUUCAUCUCGUAUGCAUUUAUGGACUGAUAGUAAAACCCCUUUCAUUUAUCUUACAAUGAAAUGCAAAAUAAUAAUAAUAAUAAUAAUAAUAAUGAAUAACUUUAUUUUAGUGUCAAUGUCUUAAGCUUAACAGUUAGCUAAUUGGGAACACUUUAAGUACUGGCGUACUAAUCUAUUACAUGAUUUUUAAAUUAACGAUCUUACCUAAAACCUAAAACUGUAUACAAAUUAUAAAGUAAAUACGUUAAAGCGAUCGAUAUGUACAUAUUUUAGUUACCGUACCAUCAUGAAUUUAACCUGUUAGUUUUGUCAGUGACCCUCAUUGUCGUAAUAUUGUUGAAUGUCAUUGGCAUGUCAAAGUUGCAUUUUGAGAGUUCAAAACAUUUCUGUCAGGUGGAUUCAGGGCCCCUUGAAGUUUUCAAAAAUGUGAAAAAGGCUCUGAACCCUCUGAACGGGAAUUUUUUGUACUUUACAGAAAGGUAAAUUUUGACCUAAUAAUUUCAAUUCAUGAAAAAAAAUGGGGAUCAGUUAAAAAGCUGCUAUGGCAACUUGUCAUGUCCUCAAAAAAUUCCGUAACUCAUUUGGGGAUUUCUUUGAUACCGUUAUUGUAGGAUCAAAUGAAAAAGUUUUGUAGUAUUGAUCCAUAAGUGUUGUAGUCCUGGUGUUAGACCUCGAAAUUCUGGAAACCGUUGUGAACCACUUUGAUUAGAAAGCCUCGUGUUCUUUUAGAUCAUAUAUUUAAACUAUGAUAUUCAUUUAUAGCCUGAAAUUCAUCCGAUUGCCUCGAGUCGUUUUUUCCUCUCAACAACAUUACUGAGGGAGUAAACGACUGGACGUAAUCGGAUGAAAUUCAGGCUACUUCAUUGACCUCUUACACUGAUUUUUAAACUUGUAUGAUUGGUAGUUGGGCAUGUCAACCUGUCAUAUCUAUCAGUAAGCAUGACUUUACUUAUAUUCUAUCAAAAGGAGAGGGAUUAGUUUUAAUAGCUGUGUUCGGAUUUGUAAAUAGCUAAUUCAGUCAACUCAUUCCAAAACAGCCAUCUUUGAGGCUGACACUAAGUUUCUGUCUAAGAGAGGUGUCCGCCAUUGCAAUGAACAAAGAACAGCAGGAGCCAGUUAAAGCUGGCUGGCCGGCAUGUUAGCCACGGGGAGUUGACUGCUGCUGCUUCUGACAAGAGCAUUUCUAGAAAGAGAGAAUCUCGGGGACGAGGUUAUGUGUACAAUAUUAUGUCAAAGUCUCUUUUAGUCUUUUUAAAAACUUUAUUAAUGUUAAUUUUGUGCCUACUUUUUUUUAUGUAAAGUUUUCUCGUCUCAUCCCCAACUUAUCCCUAUCCCAUUAUCAAAUAUUUGUAUUACCUGACAUGGUUUAACAUGGUCUGUGGUUCUUUCAUUUAAAACAUGAUAUAUAUGCAUUUUCCACGUUCAGUCAUUCAUAUAUUUUUGUUUGGUUUUGUAAUUAAACAUGUCUUACAAGGUGAUGGAUAUCGUACUACUUGAAAAAAUGUUCGAGUCAAACUAGCUUGAUGAAUGACCAU